AUGACCCUGGAGCGAUACGUGGCCAUUUGCCUGCCGCUGCGUCAUGCAGAGCUGUGCUCCCCACGCAGCACUCUGCACGGCAUCCUCACCAUCCACAGCCUCAGCUCUCUGCCCUGCAUCGUUGUUCUCUCCAUCUUCUUUGCAUCGGCCUCCUAUGGCUCCUACACACAGGGCAGAAUGUGCUCUGUGGAAAUCAUCAUCAUCCACACAUGGCAGGGUCACCUGAGAUCAGCCAUUAAUCAGUUUUACUUCCUGAUCAUGUGCAUCACAAUCAUGUUUUCCUAUGUGAAGAUAAUGAGAGUGGCCAAAGCUGCAUCAGCAGAGGACAAAAAGUCCACAUGGAGAGGACUCAGAACUGUGGGGCUUCACGCUUUGCAGCUGCUCCUGUGUCUCAUCCAGCUGUGGUGUCCUUUCAUAGAAGCUGCUUUGCUUAAAAUCAAUCUCAUGUUAUUUAUCAAUGUCACGUACUUUAAUUACAUUACUUUUAUUCUUGCUCCAAGAUGUCUGUCUCCUCUCAUUUAUGGCCUCAGGGAUGAACUUUUUUUUCAUGCCCUGAAGAGAUUAGCUCUCUGUGGUUUGCGUAAGAAACACUGA
Messenger RNA from Pleuronectes platessa (European plaice), 594 nucleotides. RefSeq names its product odorant receptor 131-2-like. Gene Ontology annotation, cellular component: membrane. The transcript has a single exon. Gene Ontology annotation, biological process: G protein-coupled receptor signaling pathway. The record is from RefSeq and is a predicted model, not a curated record. Lineage: Eukaryota; Metazoa; Chordata; Actinopteri; Pleuronectiformes; Pleuronectidae. Bases 1 to 594 code for a protein of 197 amino acids. Gene Ontology annotation, molecular function: G protein-coupled receptor activity.